GAUAAGGUUUGGCUGCAAACCUCCCUGAGCGGAAAUCUGAGGAAGCCAGCAGGCGCAAAAGCUUAUAGCUCCAUCAAGUCUCCACGUCCUCCCUGUGGUCCCGGGAUACAAGAAGACACCGCACUGGAAAAUAUGCUGUUCUGCCAUUCCCAGCCUGAGUCCUACCACCAGCACUCUGCUAGUUACAUUAGAGAGGCAUUGGCACCUUUCUUGAAAAACGAAGAAGCGAGGCUUAUGGCUGAAAAUGGUGCCAAGAGGACCUCAUUCCAGUGCAUUCUGUGUGCAGCCACCUCGCCGGCUGUGAAACAGCAGGAGGAGAGUCUCACUUAUCUCAACCAAGGUCAGUCCUACGAAAUCCGUAUGCUUAACAGAAAACUAGGGGAGUAUACAGAUAUAAGCAGCAAAUAUGUAAAGAGCAUUGUGCGCGUGGUGUUUCAUGACCGUCGACUGCAGUAUAUGGAGCACCAGCAGCUGGAGGGAUGGAGGUGGAACAGACCUGGAGACCGAAUCCUGGAUGUAGAUAUCCCAUUGUCUGUGGGGGUACUGGAGCCCCGUUCACACCCUCUGCAUCUCAACACCAUUGAGUUCCUCUGGGACCCGAUCAAGAACUCUUCUGUUUUCAUCCAGGUCAACUGCGUCAGCACUGAGUUCACCCCCAGGAAGCACGGUGGGGAGAAAGGAGUGCCCUUUCGUAUCCAAGUGGACACUUUCACCACCAAUGAACACGGGGAAUACAUGGAGCAUGUCCAUUCUUCCAGCUGCCAGGUCAAAGUCUUCAAGCCUAAAGGAGCUGAUCGCAAACUGAAGACAGACAGGGAAAAGAUUGCUAAAAAGGCCCCUCAAGACAAAGAGAAGUAUCAACCGUCCCAUGAGAGCACCCUCCUAAAAGAGUGUUCCCCUUGGCCCGAUGCACUAAAUCUCACCAGCCACAGCAGCAGCAGCACUCCAUCACCAGUUUACCACAGCUCACCAACUUCCUGCAGUUUCACAGACGGCAACUGUUCUCCAAACCAGCAAGGGGAGCUUCUCAUGCCCGUCUGCUCUGAUCACCUUCUGCCGUCGGCCUCACCACAGGACACUCAGCAGUGGCUGCACCGUUACCGGUUCUCACCUUUCUCAAGGCUCUUCUACAGCUUCUCAGGUGCUGAUCUGUUGAGGAUGAGCAGGGAGGAUCUGAUCCAGAUCUGCGGUCCAGCAGAUGGUAUUCGCCUCUUUAACACUAUGAAAGGAAGGUGUAUACAGCCCCGUCUUACCAUCUAUGUGUGUCAGCAGCAGGCCAGACAUCAACCUCCCGUCAAGCCAGGGGGUGGAGACAUCUACCACGCUCUGUACCUGGAGGAGCUCACACUGUUGGACCUGUCUGAAAAGAUUGCCAUGCUGUACAGCAUCACUCCACAACAAAUAACACACAUCUACAGACAAAAACCCACCGGCAUCCACGUCUUAGUCUCUGACAAGAUGGUGCAGAACUUCAGGGAGGAGACGAGCUUCACCCUCAGCACUAUAAGAGACGGAAACACCGAUGGCUACCACGUUGUGUUGAAAUGACUGACAGGUACUCAGGAGGUUCAAAGUUUCCUCCUAGAAUCAGUGGAAUUGUACAGCUUGUAUAUAUAAAUCCUUCUAGACUACGAUAUGUAACAUUUACUAAGAUUUACAGUACCUUAAAAUGCUGUUCAGCUUUCAGUUUACUGUUGAUUUUGUGGCUUUGUUGAGUUUUCUUUUUAAUUUUCCUGUUUCAUUUGUAUUAAGUUACUGAUUAAUGCUUGGUAUGCCUUGUAAUUAGAGGUAAUCACUACUGUAUUACUCCUUCACAUGUGCGUACAUUUUUGCCUAAACACCUAUGAAUGCAAGUUGAUGACUUUCAUGAUAAUCAAGCAGAGUAAAUGUCCCGCCGACAAAUAGAAAAGAGGAAUGAACAAAACUGUAUUAUGUUGUUUUAAUGUAAUUCAAUGUCCCUGCUCUUUUUUCAUGCUUGUCCCAAAUAUGAAACGCUGUCAUGUAAUCUAUUGGCUGUUCCUGUUGCAUAUGCUAUACAACCUAUUUUCUUGACGAGGUGUAAUGUAAUAUUUGGUAAAAGGUUCUGUUUAAACAAAGGCCUAUCUUUAUCCCAGCCUCCUUGUAUAGGCCUUGCUUCAGUCGGCACUCAGCUCUCUCCUCUCUGCGAACAAGCACGUAAAGAUGUCUUUUAUUUAGACCUACUUGUCUCGAAAAGUCUGUCAUGCUUUUCCUGUUUGAAGACCUACGCAUUCAUUAAUUAAACAGCGACUGCACAACAGA
This is a messenger RNA of Sebastes umbrosus (honeycomb rockfish), 2280 nucleotides long. It is a transcript of the gene tfcp2l1, whose product is annotated as transcription factor CP2-like 1. NCBI's taxonomy places the organism in Eukaryota, Metazoa, Chordata, Actinopteri, Perciformes, Sebastidae. Gene Ontology annotation, molecular function: RNA polymerase II cis-regulatory region sequence-specific DNA binding; DNA-binding transcription activator activity, RNA polymerase II-specific. The coding region runs from base 133 to 1548 and encodes 471 amino acids. The transcript is spliced from 15 exons. Gene Ontology annotation, cellular component: nucleus. Gene Ontology annotation, biological process: regulation of transcription by RNA polymerase II. The record is from RefSeq and is a predicted model, not a curated record.